Molecule: messenger RNA, 3066 nt
Organism: Cannabis sativa
Lineage: Eukaryota; Viridiplantae; Streptophyta; Magnoliopsida; Rosales; Cannabaceae
Product: putative disease resistance RPP13-like protein 1
Exons: 2
Coding region: 1-3066 (1021 amino acids)
Biological process (GO): defense response to other organism
Molecular function (GO): ADP binding
Source: RefSeq, a predicted model, not a curated record
AUGGCUGUUGAAUUGGUUGCUGGUGCUCUGCUCUCAGCCUCACUUCAAGUUCUGUUUGAGAGAUUGGCCUCUCAAGACAUACCCCAGCUGUUCCAAGGAAACAAAUCCAUUCUGAAGCUGCUCGACAAGCUCAACACUAGGAUGUUAUCAGCUAACAAACUGCUCAAUGAUGCCGAGGACAAGCAACUUCGAGAUGACAAUGUCAAGAAGUGGCUUUUCAAGCUUCAAGAUGUUGUCUAUCAAGCCGACGACUUGGUGGACAUGAUGGACUAUGAAGCUCUACGAUCCAAGCUUACAAGCCGCACGACCGAGGUAUUUCACCAACUGAAAUCCAUGCCACCUUCUGUGUUCAACAUUAAAAAAAUUGUACAGAGUGAUGCCACUGAGAUCCUUGUUCAACUAGAUGAUCUUCUUGCUCAAAAGGAUGCUCUUGGCUUGAGAGAAGGCGUUCAAAACACUUCUUCUCAAAGGCCUCUUGCUCCUUUAGUCGAACAAUCUGAUGUUUAUGGAAGGCAUGCUGAGAAAGAAGCCAUUGUUGAUCUGUUGAUAAGAAGUGAUGAUGUUGAUGGUGGUACUAACAUUUCAGUCAUCCCAAUUGUCGGGAUGGGUGGUGUUGGAAAGACUACUCUUGCUCAACUUGUUUAUGAUGAUGUUCGAGUUAAAAAUCAUUUUGAGCUAAGAGUGUGGGUUACAGUGUCAGAUCAUUUUGAUAUUUCAAAGAUAACAAGAGAGAUCUUUGAGGGAGUCACUUCUAAAAAGUGUGAUAUCGAGAACCCAAACGAAAUUCGAAGAAGAUUGAAGGAAGCAUUGCUGGGGAAGAAGUUUAUGUUUGUUCAUGACGAUGUUUGGAACGAGUCUUAUACUUCCUGGGACUCUUUGAAGAGCUGUUUCAAUUCUGGAGCAAAUGGAAGUAAAAUUGUUGUAACUACUCGAAGCGAAGUUGUCGCCUCUACUAUGGCAACUGUGAAAAUUCAUCAACUCAACAUUUUGUCAGAUGAAGAUGGUUGGCAGUUAUUUGUCAAACAUGCCUUUGGACCCAACGAUGAACUCGGUAAUAAGUACAAAGAUUUGGAGGAAUUGGGUAGAAAAAUAGUAUGCAAGUGCAAAGGUCUUCCGCUAGCAAUAAAAUCUCUUGGUGGAUUAUUGCGGUCUGAACGAAAUGCCAAAAAGUGGAGGGACAUACUCAAUAGUGACACAUGGGAGGAGCUGUAUAAGAAGGAGGGUUCUAUUCUUCCAGCUUUAUGGUUGAGCUACCGUCACUUACCUGCACGUCUCAAGCAAUGUUUCGCUAAUUGUUCAAUAUUUCCCAAAGAUUAUCAAUUUGAAAGGAAAGAAUUGAUUUUGUUGUGGAUGGCACAAGGUUUUCUGCCGCUUGAUAAGACCAGCAAAAAGAUGGAGGAACAUGGGGAGGAAUACCUUGAAGAUCUUUUGUCAAGGUCAUUGUUUCAACAUUCAAAUAAAGAAAAAUCAUUGCUCCAAAUGCACGACUUGGUACAUGAUUUGGCCAUAUUUGUAUCAAAUAAUUUUUGCUUUAGGUUGGAUUUGAGUAAUGAUUUACUUAAUCUUUCAACAAAGACACGUUACUUGUCAUAUAUGAAAUGGGAAUGCAAGAUGGACAAAAUCAAGGGCUUGCGUGAAGCCACGAGCUUGCGUACCUUUCUAGCAUUGCCAUUCCAAAAAGGUGUAUUGAACUACAUGGAGUAUGAUAUGUUGCUUACAAGUAGAAGUUGUUUAAGAGUACUUUCUUUAAGUGAUUGUGGAGAAGUUGCCUCACUCAAUUGCAAAUCACAAGCAUUUGAGACUUUAUUAUUAAAUGGGUGUAAAGAGCUUUGUGAAUUACCAAAGAAGAUGGGAAGGUUGAUCAACUUGCGAUAUCUUAAUAUUGAGAACACUGAAGCACUGAAAGAGCUUCCCCAAGAACUCAAUACUAUAGAACACUUGUAUUUCUUAUCUGAUGUGAUAUUGAGUAGUGGAGGCCUUGAUAUGAAAAAGGUAGGACAGCUUGAGAACUUACUUAGAAUUUGUGGGUUGGAAAAUAUCAAGGAUGCAAGAGAAGCUUCAGAGGCUAAUUUGAGGGAUAAGAGGUGUCUUUCCAAACUGACUUUGGAGUGGGAUGGUAAUGGUGUAGAGGCUGAUAGUUCACUAAAAGAAAAGGAAAUACUUGAUGCACUUCAACCACAUACAAACUUGGAGCAUCUUGUGAUUCAUGGUUACAGAGGCACAACAUUGUCAGAGUGGAUUGUAAGCUCUGCAUUUUGUAAGUUAGUAUCAAUGACAAUUAUCUGUUGUAAGAACUGUUGUAUGCUACCCCCACUUGGGCAACUACCAUUUCUCAAAGAUCUUACAAUCCAGGGAUGUGAUAGUGUGAUCUCAAUAGGAAAUGAGAUUCUUGGUGACAAGGGUCCUCUAUUCAGAUGUCUAGAAAAGCUAAGUAUUUUAAAUAUGUUGGAGUGGAAAGAUUGGUCAUUUAAUAGUGAAGCUGUGCAACAAGGUCAAAUAUUAUUCCCUCUUCUCAAAAGCCUCUUACUGUUUAGAUGUCCAAAGCUUAAAGUUGGGUUACCAAGUUGUUAUCUUCCAUCCUUGGAAGAACUCACUCUAUGGGAUUGUGAACAAAUAGUGAGUUUGGUAGCGAUAACAGAAACUCAACAGACAGCCCUUCCCAAACUAAAGGAGAUUGAGUUAUGGAACUCCAAAAGGGUCUUUGAUCUGCAUACACUCUCAUCUUUAGAAUCCUUAAAUGUCUAUAAUUGGAAAGAUGAUUGUUUUCCCGAAGACGAAGGGCUGCUUCCGACCACUCUGAAGACACUUCGUAUUGGGGAUGCUUGGAGGCUUGAAAGCCUAAACAGCAAGGCCCUUCAACAACUCACAUCCCUUCAGACAUUGUAUAUAAAUGAUUGUGAAAGGCUGCGGUGCUUGCCAAAAAAAGGGCUGCCUAAAUCUCUCACUCUUUUAGAUAUCAAAUAUUGUCCUUUGGUAAAGCUACGGUGUGAGAAAGAGGAAGGAGAAGAUUGGCCUAAGAUUCAACACAUCUCAAAAGUGAAAUUGGAUGGAAAAUGUAUCAAUUAA